CAAGCACGGUCUUCUUAUCUUGCCUGCGGGUGCCAUAAGUCAGGUACCAAGGUACCCAGGUACGGAUACCAGGACGGGACGGUUACCGAUGGGGGAACGUUGACCAGCGACUAUACCACACACGGUACUCCGUACCUCACUCAACCUGCCGACUCACCACUCACUCGUCUUCGGCUUCGCAGCGAAGCACAAGACGGCACAGUCCCACGACACCCCCCCAUAACACAGCAUCACCACUUGCCACGACACUGAUCGCACAACCUGUAUAUACAACCUGCCUGCAGACAAGGCAAUCCAUCCAUCAAUCAAUUAAUCGAUCCCUCCGCCCGUCCGCCCAUCCGUCCGUCCAUCCACCCUCCAGCCCAACAACAACAACAACCACUGCAGGCUUACCCUAAGUCCUUCUCGGUGCACCACCUGCAGCCAAGCUUGGCAGCCUUGAUCCGAUCCCGUCCCAUCCGCCCCAGAGAGACAAGACCCCCACGGCCCUCACCAGCACCAGCACCACCACCACUACUGUGUACUUGACCCUCCGACGAUGCUACAACAUCUCCGUGACAUGACACGACUCCCAGCUUGAAAAACCACCGGCCGCCAUGGCUUCUGAGUCGGGCUUCGGCUCCCACAACCCCUUCCGUCGCAGGACUGCCGCCCCCUCGGCCGCCGGAGCUCAAGCUCAACUCGAACCUGAGGCUGGAGCUGGAGCUGCCCCGCCUGCCUCGUCCUUCGUAUUACACGCAGACAAUGCCCCUCUGAGGCCUCAGGCACCACCACGCCCCAGCGGCAACGACUUUGCUAGAUCUCUGACCUUGCUCCCAAAAAGCGAUGCCCCCCCGCCCGCCACCUCCUUCCAGAAGAAAAAGCCAGUCAAGAAGGUCAGGGUCCAGAGCCCUCCACCCUCGAGUCCCGAGUCCGCCAGCGCCGAACGCUCGUACCCAAAGUACCCGCUCCCGCCCCGCGAAGAAGGCGACGACAGCAGCAGCCUCAGCUCCCCGUCCCUCAAUGGCGAGGCAGAAGAUCCCUUCCAGAACGAGGCGCCGCCUCUCCCCGAAGAUGCACUGGCCUCCAUGGGCAGGGUACAGGCACCGCAGCCGCAGCCGCUCCCACAGCAGUACACCGGCCGCGGCCCCCCUCCCAACCCCUUCCAGAAGACCCUCGAAGACAUGGAGCAGGCUGCAAGGGACGGCGGGUCUGGUGCCGCAGAACAUGCCUCCCCGGCAGGGAAAGGUCUGGAUGUUGAGGCCUUCAAGAAGCUGCUGCUGACGGGCCAGGGUCCUGCACCCGGACCUGCCGGCACCUCGGGCCCGGCCACCCUGCACCCGACAGGUGUGGCUGGUGAUGGGGGCAGCAUGACGGAUGCCUCGUCCGUAUCACGGCAGUCCAUCUUCGAGAACAACAAUCAUUCGCUAGAGUCGCCACGGACGUCGCACGAGAUAUCCGAGCCGGAGCCGGAAGGCGACGAGGAACAGCGUGGACUGAUCAGCCCGCCCCCGCCCAAACAACCCGGCUCCCGCAAGAAGCUGCCGCCGCCUCCUCCUGCAACAAGACACGGGAAGUCCAUCAGGGCCGGACCGGUCGCACAGGACCGGUCGCAAGCAUUAGAGCGCCGUGCUUCUGGAGGAUUGGCUGACGCGUCGUCUGGCCGAAGGGCUUCUCUUAGCCCUACGGAUGUUAACAAGCCGCUUCCUGAACCGCCAGCGCCAUCCGAAUAUGAUCCUAAGGAGAGCAUCUUUGACAAGGAAGCCGCAGGCAAGGUGCCCGAGGUCGACAUCGACCCCGAAGCUGAUGUUGUGCCGCCGCCGCGACCACCCACGCCGCCGAACACGUCGCACUCUUCCUCCACCCCCGUCCAGAACCCGACAUCGACGCUGAGGAAGCCCGCGCCGCCCCCACGCAGAGGCGCGCACGCCAGGACCGAGAGCAAACCACAAGCUGAGCUGCCUGAAGAACCGCCCACACCGUCUCGCUCCUCGAUGGAUUCUGUUAGGUCACGCUCGUCCAGCAUAAGACUGUCCACCGCGGCUCCGGUCCCGCCCCCGCCGAGGAGGCCUGCGGGCCACCGUCCGUCGCCUUCGGUCUCCAGCCCUGUUUCAACCAUGCAGUCCUCGGCCUUCCCCUUCCCGGCCGGACAACUGAGCCCUAGCAGUGAUGUACCAGGCUCGACAUAUGCCGCAACCCAGCUUGCCACCGAUACAAGCAGCGCAACGACGGGGUCAUCAACAUCUCUGACGCCCCAACAACACCCAGGCGUGUCCAAACUGACGCCGCCGCCGCCUCCACAGCGGAACCCUUCUCUUCGCAAGAGUACCGCCUCCUCGGCAAACAGACCAGCCUCGUCCAGCUCGGUCGAGGUACCGGCGCGGAAAGGCGGUCUCCCACCGCCUCCGCCCCCGAGGAAAAGAGGCAGCAGCCGCGGCAGCAUGGAGGGCUCGGAACCCAAAGGCGCGAGCACGGAGGGCGUGAGGAAGGCGUCGGGGGACAGCUUCGCCGGCAACGUCCCGCCCGUGGCCGAGGAAACCGAGACGGUCGACGACGUGACCACGGCUGACGCGGCUGCAACGGACCCGAGCAUCCAGGCGAUGCUGGCUGACCUCGACGCGCUGCAGCGGGAAGUGGAGGCUGCGAGGGCGGCGGCUGCCGGAGGCGGUGCCUAGUGGGCAUGAAGCGACUCACUCCCGCUCACUGCUGAGACUAGAAACUGUGCAGGUGGAGACUGGAUUUACUCCCGCCGACAUGGCAUUGAAGUGCAUUUUUUAUCCUUUUUUGGAAGGUUCAACAUUUACAUGGUGGCUAUUUGUAUAUAGACGGACGGCGCAGCAUGGGAGUGCGAGUUGUUGUUGGCAUGCUCUUACGACGGCAGCGAUUCUUUUGACCUGAUUACACGACAUUAUGAGUCAGGAUGUACAUUGAAAGCACGAGGUCGUCACAGCUGUUACUUUUAAUAGACUCUUGACCAUGCAAGUGCUUUCAUAUCUCCAGGGAACGAAGAGGUCUCUGGCUUCCAUGAUCGAUAGAAACGGCUUUUUUUCCCCUUUCGAAGCAG
This is a messenger RNA of Diaporthe batatas, 3043 nucleotides long. RefSeq lists its product as uncharacterized. The record is from RefSeq and is a predicted model, not a curated record. The coding region runs from base 597 to 2654 and encodes 685 amino acids. NCBI's taxonomy places the organism in Eukaryota, Fungi, Ascomycota, Sordariomycetes, Diaporthales, Diaporthaceae. The transcript is spliced from 2 exons.